Molecule: messenger RNA, 2137 nt
Organism: Synchiropus splendidus (mandarinfish)
Lineage: Eukaryota; Metazoa; Chordata; Actinopteri; Syngnathiformes; Callionymidae
Gene: mus81
Product: MUS81 structure-specific endonuclease subunit
Exons: 17
Coding region: 51-1889 (612 amino acids)
Biological process (GO): DNA catabolic process; mitotic intra-S DNA damage checkpoint signaling; double-strand break repair via break-induced replication
Cellular component (GO): Holliday junction resolvase complex; nucleus
Molecular function (GO): DNA binding; 3'-flap endonuclease activity; crossover junction DNA endonuclease activity
Source: RefSeq, a predicted model, not a curated record
UGUUUAAAUACGAGGCGCCAGCUGUCGCGGUGCUACUACGCUGUCACGGGAUGCCAUUUUCGGAGCCCGUUCGGUUGGGUCGCAAACGAGCCCUGCCGUCUUGUCCGAACCCGCUGUUCCUUAAAUGGCUCACCGAGCUUCGUGACGACGCCAAAGAGAAGGGACUGAAGAUCCACCACACUUACCACAAGGCUAUUAACUCUUUGACUAAGUAUCCUCUCCCACUUCAAAGCGCCACCGAGGCUAAGAUUCUUCAAAACUUUGGGGACGGAAUCUGCAAAAUACUUGAUAAAAAGUUGCAACAGUACUACAAAGAACACGGGCCAAACGCCCCCAUACACUCCCUCCCGAAAAGACUACAGACUGCUGGGGAAUUUGAUAACAACAGCCUGGCUCCUCGUCAAAAGAAGAAUGAUGCUCCGGUUAGUGAUAGUACUGCGGCAGAAAAAAAGGGAGAAGGAGGUGGACGGAAGAAGAAAAGAGAAUAUGUUCCGCAGAAGAGGUCUGGAGGAUACGCAGUUCUGCUGACACUUUACAGAGAAGCACAGAUCCCAGGCAGUAAAGGUUUCAUGUUUAAAAUGGAGCUGCAAACUGAAGCACAGAAGUUGUGUGAUAAAUCUUUCACCGUGCCAGAUCUUGGGAGCAAAUACACGGCCUGGUCCUCUGUCAGCACCCUGAUCCAGAAGAACCUGCUGAUAAAGACUCACAAUCCUGCCAGGUAUUCUCUGACUGAGGACGGCCUGGCUUUAGCAGAGCGGCUGGAAGCAGCUGAAACUGGAGAGCAGUCACCAGUAGAUGGCAAUAGAAAGGUGCAGGCAGAAGAAAGUCCAAAGCUGGUGGACUUGACGUGCAGUGAUGAUGAGGAUGAUGAAGAGGCAAGACCAGUAACUCCUGACAUACCUGUGACUGCCAGCAUCCACUUGACCAGUGGAGAUGCAGACGGAGGCUCCACGGACUCUGUUGCGCUGCAGACCAAGAGCCGACAGAUGGACGGAGGGCGACUCCCGCCUGGAUCUUACGACAUCGUGCUCUGUGUUGACUUCAUAGAGACGACUGGGGGCUGUCAGCACAGGAAGCAGGAGCUUGUCAAGGAACUGCAGAGGAACGGAGUCAACUUUGAUGUGAGGAAACUCAACGUUGGAGAUUUCCUGUGGGUCGCCCGGGAGAAGGUGGCACCUGUGUCAGGUCAGUUGCGAGCUCCUGCAGGCAGAGAGCUGGUUCUGGAUUACAUCAUCGAGAGGAAGAGGAUGGACGACCUGUGUGGCAGCAUCAUUGACGGACGCUUCAGAGAACAGAAGUUUCGGCUCAAGAGAUGUGGCCUCCGUAAGCCCAUCUACCUGGUGGAGGAGUGCGGCAAAGCAGCGUCCCACAUGAGCUUGCCCGAGUCCACGCUGCAGCAGGCCAUCGUCAACACACAGGUGGUGGACGGCUUCUUUGUCAAGAGAGUGCAGGACGUGAGGGAGUCGGCAGCGUACCUCACCAUCAUGACACGCUACCUGAGCAAACUCUACCAGAAUCAGACGCUGUUCUGCCGCUCCAGAGAGCUGGACGGGGACGUGGUGGAGGACAGGAGCGUCCCCUCCUGCUCACUCAUCUCCUUUGCCGAGUUUAACUACGGAGCCAUCAAGAAUAAGUGCCAGACUGUGAAGGAAGUGUUCGCCCGACAGUUGAUGCAGGUCAGCGGACUAUCGGGGGACAAAGCAGCGGCUAUACUGGAGCUGUACAAUACGCCACACAGCCUCUUGUCGGCCUACAACCGCUGCUCAUCUGAAGCAGAGAAGGAGAAGCUCCUCGCGUCUGUACGAUACGGAAAGCUCAAAAGAAACUUGGGUCCAGCUCUAAGCAAAACGGUUUAUCAGCUGUACUGUACUCAGGGGCCGCUGCUGUAGAGCCAUCAUGUCAUGUGACCAAGCUGAAGUCAGGACGUAUGUGACCUCAUCAUGCUCCUAGUUCCUAUCUGAAAGGAUGUUGAAAAUGCUGCUACAUGUUAUGAACACGUUUAUUUUUUACAAUGUCAAAAUAAAGUUGAUAUUGAGUUGAGUGAUUCUGUGUUCGCUGUCUAUGAACGCAUCUGUUGCUGUGACAUCAUGACUGGCACCUCAUUACCUCCUGAUGCAAAUGAAAUGGUUCAAAGGUG